Molecule: messenger RNA, 1941 nt
Organism: Macrosteles quadrilineatus (aster leafhopper)
Lineage: Eukaryota; Metazoa; Arthropoda; Insecta; Hemiptera; Cicadellidae
Exons: 2
Coding region: 412-1011 (199 amino acids)
Source: RefSeq, a predicted model, not a curated record
UCGCCCGAUUCUCAGUCCACGCCGACAGCGUUUCGCUGGUUGGUGGUGCGUUGUGUCAAAUGGUGGUUGUCCGUCGAAGUGCUAAUAAUCACACAGUUUUUACACUGUACACGUGCAAUUGGAUAUUCUAGUGUUACCCUGUGCUCGGUGCUGCUUCGUGUGGUUACUGUGUCUAGUGGUUCAGUGGAGAUUCAACUCCGUGUGUUGCGUAGCGCGGUUUGGAAACCUGACGUUGCGUUUUCACCCGUAGAAGAUGUUCAACUCCUAACGGGCCCGUACUCUCGUACAACCGACUGUGAUAUUCAGACCAAAGUGUUAGCGGACCUCGUCGCUUACGUCGAACCGCAGUGACCCGCCCCGCGGUUCUAGGCUGUGAGCGACAUUUAUCUGGUUCCUCUUAAGUUAGUUAAAAUGCCCAACAAACAGGUUACGUUCGGUGACGUGAUCACCUACCCCAACAAGCCGAAGUCGGAUAAGUCCGAGGCGGAAAAGACGGUUUCGAUCAAGAACCGCUUUAACUGCGGAGCUCUUAGGAAUAGUCUGAAACUGAUGGCAGGUGGCAACGGCAAUCAUCUGAUCGCCAUUCGUUUGGUUCGCAGCAAGCUGAGGAAGCGGGAGGACAACCUGCACACGACGGUGACGACGAACCAUAACAACAACGUGAUACACCAUCAGCAGCAGACGCAGCAGGUCCCUCAGCAACAACAGCAGCCUCAGUGCCAGGAGGUGGUCGUCUCCUGCCCUAGAGACAGCCAGGAGUCUCUGCCUCCGCCCUUCCUGUGGACCAACAGCCGCUGCUCCACCACGGCCUCCUCGCAGUACACCCUGUACAACAACGAUGAGGACAAUCUGGUACACAGCGUGGCUUGCGAGGAGCCCAGGGAGUGCAAGGGUCUUCGCAAGAAUCUCAGCGGCAAGUGGCGACGUCUGGUCAAGAAGAAGCCACCCCAGGAGGUGUACACAUUACCAGCCGAGCUCCGAGACCAGCUCAAGACCAUCUAUGUUUAUUGAAUACACCCCAACCUCCCUGCUGCGACUCCAAGUCUCAGCUGGAAAUUCACAUUCAAAUUAGAUGUAAAAUCCACUGUAGAUUUUCGGUUAGGGUUAAUUUAUUCGGUACCGAGCAGUAUUGCAGUAUUGCGGAGCGGGUGCCAUCUGAGUGCCAUCGCUCGAGGGCAAGUGAUAUUCCAGUAGCCUAGGUGUACAUAUCCGAGUUGUAAAUAUUCCUUUCAUGUAUUCCGCAGACACGUCCGGACGGAUUUGUUUAACUGGGUACCUUAGCGGGUAUUUUCCAGAAAAAUACCCGCUCUAGGAAUUCUUAUUUUAUGGCCAUGGCUCAUAUUGAGUCUUAGUUAGGUAAUUUUUUAGCUUAGUGAAGUAAGUUGUAUCGUUCGAUAUGAUGAAUUUAAGUCUACCUUGUACAGUUUACAUGGAAUGAGCGUGAAAUUUUAAAUGUGAGUGUAAAGAUUUUUGUAUUUUUACAGUUUUUUGUCGUAUCAAUGUUUUAUGGAAACUCGUUCAAUUUGGUUUGAUAAAAUUAGAGAUAAACCUAAAAAAAUAUAAAAGAUAAUUCAAACGAUAAGGGACUGAGUUCUUAACACAUUGAUUGCCUUAAAUAUUUUUUUAUUAAUUCUUUGAUCGAUUCAAAAAUAUAUUUUUAUAACUUAUACUGUAAUAAAUUUUUAAAACACAUUAUGCAAGUACGUAGAUAGUAAAUCAGUGCAACUUAAAUUAACUAGUCAUUUAAUAUUUUUGAAACAUCAGAUAAAUUAGGGACUGACUGUGUAUCAGUAUUUUCAUUUGUACUUUGUUUACCUUUAAGAAAAACAGCCAAUAUAUGUUUAUAUGUAAUAUUAGGAUCCUAGAUUGCCAGGAAAUAGUUUUUAAUUUCUAAUUUGAUGUAAAGAAGUGCAAAAAUAAAUUCAACCUGUAAAUCAGAAA